CAAUGUGCCGUUUAAGCCAACAUUGCGAUACCAACUACCUGGUUACAUCGCCCUAGCAACGAGCAUGUUUUUACUGUUUGAUUGUUAUUCUCAGUGCGGAUUCUUGCGUGAUGGCCAGCCUUAAAAUCGGUAAUGAUACGGAAGACAUGUUUUACGAGAAUCUUUCCCUCGGUCUGGCGAAAGUCCUAAACAACAUCCCGAGAAUAACCAAUGUAACGUUGGAAAAAAGACUUCCUUGUGAAAAGGCGCAAGUGACGGCAUGGGAAUCCCGGCACAAUGUGUACUUGCCAGAUGAUAUGAAAAGGUUUUACCUUUCUACCGAUGGCUUCAAUUUCUACUGGAGCUACCAAUAUUCCCCUAACGACAUAAGGCGCGUAGGCCACAUCCACUUUCCGCAUCUGAUUCAGAUAACACUCGUGAGGGACAACAUUGAUACCAUCCUAACCGUCAGCCCCAACACGACCCUCACGGUUCCGCCCAUCAUCCGGCAGUCCAACUAUGUCGAUAUGAGUUCGGGCCAUCUGGAUCAUCUUAAUUUAAAUUCGAGAAGCAAAAUUUUUGAACUGAGCACGAUCGCUAACCUCGCCAAGGUGUGCCUUGUUUACGAGACACCCGAAAGUUCGAGCCCCAAAAUAUUUCUGCUCGAGACAAACUCGCUGCGGUGGCAAUUUCUGGCCGAAUCGUUCACCGAGUACCUGCGAAUGAGUAUCGCACAUCUGGGCUUACCGUACUGGGAGCUGUGUUUUUCCAGCUGUGGUCUGCCGGCCUGGACCGAGCAGCUAUUUCUACUGUUGGCACCGCAUCUGCUGGAGAAAAAUGAUAACCGUCGAUUGAAGAACAUCGUGUGCAUCAACGAAAAUCCACCAUACAACGUUUUAGAUCCUGCAGUGUUUCGGACGAAAUUACGGUGCUCGCGCCAGACACAGAAAAUGCGUUUGAAUAAUUAGUAACAAGGUAAAAUAUAUUUAUUUUUUUGUAACCCGGAGUGUAACCCGCGGCAUAAGGCAAAGUGGCACUGCACUCGUCGCUGGCACAAUUAUUUAUUUAGACUGAAUGUUUUGUAACAGUAGCACUUUUGGCUCAGCUCAUUGAUGGGAUUGCAAGGAGGGAUCGGUUACGAGCCGUAUAUCCGUUGCUCCGUUUUGUUCCACUUUAUACAUAGUAAUUUACAUUUUUACAAGCAAUUAUUCGACACCAAUUGUGUAGUAAAAAUAGAAAGAGAAACUAGAAUCGUUACCAGCAUUUUUAAACAAGUUCAGAUUCAGAGACACAACUCCUGAUUAACCUUAGUGAGGUUGCUAGUUUCUACUAAACUCAUUAGUUGUGAAAUAGAUGCAAAAACCACUGGCAGAUUUCUAUGUUGAAGUAAGGAUACAGUGUUUUCAAUUGUUGCAUAUAAUGUUCAGUGCAUUAAUAACAUAAUUUUUUAAAUGAAUCGGCGAUUGACAUGUAAAAUGUGAUGCACCAUCGUCCCGUCGUAAGUUUGCAUCCUUCAAUGGUCCGGCACCAGAAGCUAAUGCUAGGUAACCUCCCAUACCGUGGAUUCUAACGAGUGUCUUGGUCGGUUUGGAACUUCCACAUGUGCAUCGAGUCCAUCACUGAGCCUACUUAGACGACGUGCCCAGCUGCCACGCAUUCCUGUUUUGAGAAAUAAUACAUAAAUAAUGUAAUUUUACACAUAUUCUUAGUAACGCUUAGUAGUAACACCAUAUUAGAAAAUUGGUAAAUAAAACGUAUGACAGACAGCACAACCUCA
This is a messenger RNA of Anopheles stephensi (Asian malaria mosquito), 1756 nucleotides long. Its product is annotated as tubulin polyglutamylase complex subunit 2. Gene Ontology annotation, biological process: protein polyglutamylation. Bases 111 to 947 code for a protein of 278 amino acids. Lineage: Eukaryota; Metazoa; Arthropoda; Insecta; Diptera; Culicidae. The record is from RefSeq and is a predicted model, not a curated record. The transcript has 3 exons.